Funneliformis geosporum is the source of this 831-nucleotide messenger RNA. The record is from the annotation of a GenBank genome assembly. NCBI's taxonomy places the organism in Eukaryota, Fungi, Glomeromycota, Glomeromycetes, Glomerales, Glomeraceae.
AUGGAGUUUCCAUCUCAUAAGAAGAUUGGAAUGGAUAAGUUUAAAAAAGAUUUAUGGAAUUCAGCCAAAAAUGUUGCAAAAAUAAUUCAGCAGGAUAGAUUAGUAACACAAGCAGGAUGGAUAACAGUGGGUAGAUUUAACCGAGUAUAUGGAGUAUACCAAUUAAUUCCUGGUCCCGAAGCAACCGAUUUAGCAAUUAAUUAUUUAGUUACAUUAGUCUCUUGCGGUUUAUUAUUUAACUUAAUUGAUCGAAAUUAUUUUUGGGCCGCGGUGGCCGAAAUUACUGGUCUCAUUAUUUAUGUCGUUUUUAAGGGUAUUCCUUCGUUAAGUUCAUUGGGACUUGGUGUAGACCCCACUCCUAGCCCCGGACAUAUCUUUGCUUUAGGAUUAAUAGCAGGCACUUUAUCGUUUGGUGGUGCUUACCAGACUGUCAUUCCGAUUAUUCAAGCCGAAGCAGUAACAGUUGGUCAUUGGAUGACCCAAAAAACGUGUUUGGAUGCGUUAACCAUUGGCAACAUCCUUUCUACACCACUUGUAAUGUUCUCAACAUUUAUCGGAUUUCAAGCGGGAAACACAUAUGGAGGCAUCGGAUACGCAUUUCUUGAACUUUAUUAUCUCAUCGCUGUAACGCCUAUAGAUUUAUUAAAAAGUUCUGUUACCACUUCCACCGUUUUGAUUAAUUUACCGGAUAUUGACAAACCUAUCGCCGCUCAACAUAAUAGUAUUGCCGCUGUGGUUUAUAUGAUCACUUUGGCUGCCUUAUAUUCCUUUAAAACUCCUUAUUUGGCCUUGAUGUUAGUUAUAUUUGGCGCCAUUGCAGGUUCGUUUUAA